Messenger RNA from Dovyalis caffra, 1089 nucleotides. The record is from the annotation of a GenBank genome assembly. NCBI's taxonomy places the organism in Eukaryota, Viridiplantae, Streptophyta, Magnoliopsida, Malpighiales, Salicaceae.
AUGAAGUUUCCUUUGUCGAGACUAGCAUCUUGCUGUUUAUAUUCUACCUCGCUGUUCUUUCUCCUUAGUUUUGUAUGCACCGUUAAUUCUUUGGUCAAGCUUCCUCCUAAUGUAACUGUCCAAGCACUUCUGGUUUUUGGGGAUUCCAUAGUUGAUGCAGGCAACAACAACAACAUUCAAACACUUGUUAAGUGCAACUUCCCUCCCUACGGGAAGGAUUUUGAAGGAGGAAAUCCUACAGGAAGGUUUUGUAACGGAAAAAUUCCUUCAGACAUGAUAGCUAAAGAAUUAGGAAUUAAGGAUACAAUACCAGCAUAUUUGGACCCAACUGUUCAACCCCAAGAUCUCGUAACAGGGGUAACCUUUGCUUCAGGUGGCUGUGGCUUUGAUCCUGUGACACCCAAAUCAGUGUCAGUUUUAUCGUUGUCGGAUCAAUUAGAAUAUUUCAAAGAAUACAUAGGGAAGCUGAAGACGAUAAUUGGAGAGGAAAAAACACUUUUCACCUUAAGGAAUAGUCUAUUUUUAGUAGUAGCAGGCAGCGAUGACAUUGCCAAUACCUAUUUUACUCUUCGAGCUAGGCAAUUGCAAUAUGAUGUUCCUGCUUACACCGAUCUGAUGAGUAACUCGGCUGCUAGUUUCGUGCAGGAAUUAUAUGAACUUGGGGCAAGAAGGAUUGGAGUUUUGAGUGCACCGCCAAUUGGAUGUGUGCCAGCUCAGAGAACUUUAGCAGGGGGAGCUGACAGAGAGUGCGCAGGAAAUUUCAACGAAGCAGCAAAGUUAUUCAACUCCAAAUUGGCUAAAAUGUUGGAUUCCAUCAGCUUGCCUGACGGCAAGUUUGUCUAUAUAGAUAUCUAUAAUCCACUGCUCGAUAUCAUUCAAAACCCCCCAAAACAUGGUUUUCAAGUUGCAGAUAAAGGAUGUUGUGGUACUGGGGUAUUAGAGGUGGCUAUAUUAUGUAAUCAAUAUACUCCAGUGACAUGUGCAAAAGUUUCCGAUCAUAUAUUUUGGGACAGCUACCAUCCAACCGAAAGAGCUUAUGAGGCACUCGUUUCUGCUGUCCUUGGAAAAGUUGUGGACAAAUUCUUUUGA